AUGGCCGCAUCCACCAUGUCCGUCUGCUCCAGUGACCUGAGCUAUGACAGCCGGGUCUGCCUGCCCGGCUCCUGCGAUUCCUGCACCGACGCCUCCUGGCAGGUGGACGACUGCCCAGAGAGCUGCUGCGAGCCCUGCAGCGCCCCCAGCUGCUGCCAGCCCCGCGGCUGCGCCCCCGCCCCCUGCCUCACCUUCCUCUGCUCCCCAGCGGGCUGUGCGUCCAGCCCCUGCUGCCAGUCCAUCUGCGCCAGCUGCUGCACACCCUCCUGCUGCCAGCCGUCUAGCUGCCAGCCCUGCUGCUGCCCCUGCUCAGCCUGCCAGCCAUCCUGCUGCGUGCCUGUCUUCUGCAAGACUGUGUGCUGCACACCUGUGUGCUGUGAGCCCGUGUGCUGCAGACCUGUGUGCUCCCCCGUCCUCUUCCAGCCCCCCGUCCUCUUCCAGCCCCCCGUCCUCUUCCAGCCCCCGUCCUCUUCCAGUCCCCCUAUCCUCUUCCAGCCCACCAUCCUCUUCCGGCCCCCAUCCUCUUCCAGCCCCCCUAUCCUCUUCCAGCCCCCCAUCCUCUUCCAGGCCCCUCCCCCCAGGGAAGAUCCACAUCUCCACGGGCUGGGCCUCGCCAAGUUUAAGGCGGAUGAGUUGGAAGACAUGAAGCCUGAGCAGCACCUCAUCCCUGAUGGCCGUGGUCCUCCGAGUAACAGCCCCGCCGCCAUGGCCGCCUCCACCAUGUCCGUCUGCUCCGACGCCUGCACCCACGCCUCCUGGCAGGUGGACGACUGCCCAGAGAGCUGCUGCGAGCCCUGCGGCGCCCCCAGCUGCUGCCAGCCCCGCGGCUGCGCCCCCGCCCCCUGCCUCACCUUCCUCUGCUCCCCAGCGGGCUGUGCGUCCAGCCCCUGCUGCCAGUCCGUCUGCGCCAGCUGCUGCACACCCUCCUGCUGCCAGCCGUCUAGCUGCCAGCCCUGCUGCUGCCUCUGCUCAGCCUGCCAGCCAUCCUGCUGCGUGCCUGUCUGCUGUAAGCCUGUGUGCUGUAAGCCCAUGUGCUGUGAGCCCGUUUGCUGCACACCUGUGUGCUGCAGACCCAUGUGCUGCAAUCCCGUGUGCUGCACACCCGUAUGCUGCAGAGCCAUGUGCUGCGAGCCCAUGUGCUGCAGACCCGUGUGCUGCAGACCCGGGUGCUGCAGACCCGUGUACUGUGAGUCCAUGUGCUGCGGGGCUUCCUCCUGCUGCUGCCAGCCGACCAGCUGCCAGCCCUGCUGCCGCCCCUGCCCGCCCUGCGCGCCGUCCUCCAGCGUGUCCCUGCUGUGCAGGCCCGUGUGCAGGCCCGCCUGCUGCGUGCCCACCUCCUCCUGCUGUGCCCCCUGCUGCCAGCCUGGCUGCUGCCGCCCGGCGGCCUCGUGCGUGUCCCUGCUGUGCCGCCCUGCCUGCUCCCGCCAGGCCUGCUGUGGCGGCUCCCCAGGCCAGUGCAGCUGCUGA
Messenger RNA from Dipodomys spectabilis (banner-tailed kangaroo rat), 1467 nucleotides. Its product is annotated as keratin-associated protein 10-9-like. Lineage: Eukaryota; Metazoa; Chordata; Mammalia; Rodentia; Heteromyidae. Gene Ontology annotation, cellular component: keratin filament. The transcript is spliced from 4 exons. The record is from RefSeq and is a predicted model, not a curated record. The coding region runs from base 1 to 1467 and encodes 488 amino acids.